AUGUCACUUGAAUCUCCUGAUGUAUUGAGCCACUUAACAUCGUGGCUCACUAGCUUUGAACUGCGUUUAAUGCGUAGUCUCUGUCGAACCAUUUACACUGCAAUUCCACAAAACACAUGGGAGCUCACAGUUAGCCAUGUCAGCAGCUCAAAGUCAAUCAAACAUUUGUUCACGGUCUUCCCGCACGUGUGGUGUCUGCGAGUACACGAUGCGCUGCUAGAGGAAUUACCGACGAUUGAAUCACUCGUGCCAUGGCUGGACAAAUCCUGGAAAUUGCGAGAACUAAUACUUAUCAGAGUGACUUGCAUCAGCGGAUUCAAUCUACAUCUCUUAGCUGAGGAGCUCACAACGGUUGUCAUUCGUGAAUGCUAUCAGGUGAAAGAACCAGCUAUUGUCGCCCCAAAUCUCGAGACACUAGUCAUCUGGCAUUGUCCCGUGACUACAUUUCAUACCAACACGAGCUUACCUCGGCUCAAAACUUUGACAUUAUCCUCACAAUACUUUACACAAGCGCGACACUUGAUCAAGGUUACGCUCCUAAAGUCUCCAGUACUAGAAAAACUGAUCCUUGCUGGCUGUUCGCAGCUUGAACAGGUAGUGAUGAACCCAAAAGAUCUUCCAUCUCUGCGGCAACUUGACCUCAGUAGCUGCGCAAAGCUCACGCGGGUCCAUGUGACAUCCAAGCUGCUACAAAAUCUCAAUCUUUCGUGCAAUGACAACUUGCUGUACUUGCUACUAGAUGUCGAUUGUAUGGUGAGCCUGGAUCUAUCGUUCCUCAAGAGUCUUACCCAUUUAUCUAUCCGUUCACGAUCACUACAACAAUUAAAUCUCCGAGGCUGCAGUCAAUUAACUGAAAGCACAUUGAGCAUCAAAUGCCCAAAUCUACAGUUUGUGGUUAUACAAGGCACUUCAAUCGUCAUGGAAGAUGUGAAGAAGACGAAACAAUCCAAUUGUAAUGAGGUGUUUAUAACUCGAGACAGCUAA
Peronospora belbahrii is the source of this 984-nucleotide messenger RNA. NCBI's taxonomy places the organism in Eukaryota, Oomycota, Peronosporomycetes, Peronosporales, Peronosporaceae. The record is from the annotation of a GenBank genome assembly.